GUCACUCGACUUCUGGCGAUAAGAUCGGUCUGUUUCAAGGGGCGGUUUCGCGACGCGCGUGGUCCUUUUAUUAAGGACGACCCCUCCCCGAAAAGUCUACGCGACAAUUCCUUGAACCGGAAGUGCUGCCAGUGGGAUUUGUCCGGAAGUUUUUGACGGUUUGUUGGUGUGGAGUUUGAAGGAGUUGGUGCAGCAGCCACAAAUGGACCAAAUCAAGUGCUUUUCGUCUCGGGUUGUUGGGAUCGAUUUUCCUUGGCGAAACUCCGCGAGUGUCAUGAUUUAUUGUUAGGAAUUGCGAGUUUUUUUUUUUUUUUUGCGCUGUUGUCGGGAAUUGAACCCCCACCCUUUGGAAUGUGGCUGUGCCAUUUGUUGAAGCUUGCUGUUGAUGGUGCUUACUGUGCGUGUGUCUAGUUUAUGUUAGAAUUUAGUGCGAACAAACUGCCUUAAAUGUAUAACCAAAGAAAUUAUAAAUUUAUAAGAAUCUACAAAGUGGAAGGACCACCCUAACCUAAAAGGAAGAAUAUUUGCGAGGGUGGCCAACGCGUGCGUUAUAGUUUUACUGUUUUUGGCUUCUUCGGAAGGAGAAUCCUCCCCCUCCUGCCAGUUCUCAAAGGACGAAAACAAAUCAAAAGGAAUAGCUGUAUCGAAUAAAUUCGAUCAUUGAACCAUUUCGGCGGCGCUCAGUGACGUGAAAAAUUUGCCCUUUCUCGGAAAAACCGCCAAUAACACCAGCUAGUAGGCCAUGAGAAGCGGCACUUGUGUUUAUCUACAUCCAAAAAUACAUGAAAAGCAGUGAAUGAAUCAGCCUCCCCCCUCGACGACGACGACCACCCGGCCUACUACGCGGUUGGCCGACUCCAACCACAACAAAAACAACAACAACAGCACCAACAACAAUAACAAAAUCGAUUGAACAACGUCGAAAAACGUCCGCUAGUAUUGGUGCAAAAAGGAUACGUCAUCGACAAAAGGACUCACAUGUCGUAGCAGCCGCGGGGACAAUCUGGACAGCGUCGGAACCAUGGAGAAGGGCUCGAGGAGCAACGGUGGAUCUCAGCAGGCGCUGAACGGCUCGGGUCGCGAGUUCUGGGGACGACUUCCGGAACCGGGCGGACAGAACGGGGGGACGGCGAGCAAUCACGGUUCGCAGCCGCCGAGUCCGACGUCGAGCCGGAAGGAUCGGAGUUCGCCGAGUCACUCGAGGAAGAGUUCGAGCUCGUCGUCGUCGAAGAUUGCCGGAAGUCGGACGAAGGGCGUUCCGCAGAGCUUUGGGUACGUGAAGAAGACGAACGGGGUCGUGGUGGAGCAACCGCAGCAGGCGCAGAUAAUUAUUGCGACCGGGAGGACGGCCCACGUUUCGGCGGUUCCGAGGACCAGCAAGCUGAAGGUUUCUGGAGGGACGCAGACUACGACGGCGGAUUUUCAAGCCAAAGCACAACAACAACAGCAGCAACAACAACAACAGCAACAACACGCACAAUACCGGAGCUUCUCGCUGACGGGACCGGGAGCGGCCCAGCUGAGCCAGUCGGUCAAAGAAAGGUUUGGUUCCGGAACGCAUAGUUUGCCUAAGCCCGGUCUAGAUAUGCAUGUCUUCCAACAUAGAAUGUCCACCCGCGGAUCGACCAAGCUAAACGACGGCAGCCUCAGCGAUACCCAGACGUACGCCGAGGUCAAGCCCGACUACGGCAGCUACGCCAUGUGGCUGCGGCACUCGAGCACGGCGUCCAGCCGCCUCUCCGAAGGCGACUCCCUCGAGGCCUAUGCCAACGCUGCGGCCGCCGCCGCCACCGGAAGUCCCGGGAUGAGACCCAGCAAGCUGCUGCAUCACACCCGCGGCGAAACCCAACCCGGAACGACGCUGCACCACGGUGGCGCGGCCACGCACAGUCCGCGGCUGAACCGUAGCAAUAGCAUCAGCUAUUUGAAAGAAAGGACCUACCCCAGAUCAACCAAAUCGGAAAAGAUGUACCCGUCGAUGCUGAGCCGGGGGCCGGACGUGGAGAUCGAACCGUACUACUGCCUGCCGGUGGGCACGGUCAGCUCGGCCGGCGCCGGAGGUCACCACCACCACCACAACGGAAUGGUGCCGUGGAGUCAACCCACGUCGCCGACUCCCCCGGCCCGCGGAUUCGCCGGCCUGCUGUCGCCCACGCACACUACCGGCAGCAGCUCGAUCAGUACGGCCUCCCACCGGCUGACCUAUCCAAAGAAGAACGACGAAGUUCAUGGCAGUCAGGCGUCUCUGCUGUCCGGCGGGUCGUCCCUGUACGGGUCGACGGAGGAGCGGCAAGCGACGGAGGUGCGGCGGCUCAAGCUGGAACUGGCGACCGCCCGGGACCAGGUGAUGAGCCUGUCCAGCCAGCUGUCAACUAAUGCCCACGUCGUGGCGGCCUUCGAGCAGAGUUUGUCCAACAUGACGGGACGGCUGCAGUCGCUGACGGCGACCACCGAGAAGAAGGACAGCGAAAUCCUGGACAUGCGGCAGACGAUCGAGCUGCUGCGCAAGCAGUCGAUCCAGGCCGGCCUCACUACCGCCCAUAUGCAGAGUAUGGGCGUGCAAGUGAACGGGCAGGUCAACGGGAACGGCGUAAGUGGUGUCGCGCUAGCGAUGUUUAAAGGGGGGAGCGCUACAAAUGUUUUGCUUUUUCUAAUUUUGCAGAUUCCAACGGAACAGAUGACGGUGACGCAGGUACCUGCGGGCGCGGAGAUGCAACGGCACCAUAGCUCCGAGUCUAUGUGCUCGUUGAACUCGGUCAGCUCGGGCUGUUCGGCGCAGGACAAGAAGAAGAAAAAGGGAUGGCUUCGAAGCUCCUUCACGAAAGCGUUCUCCCGCAACGCGAAGAUCUCCAAAACAAAUCGUCACGUGACGAGUCAGUCGUCGAAUCUAGACGCGAGCGGAGCGGACCGGACCGGGAACGGUCACCGGCACCAUCAUCACCACCAUCACAAUGGAAGCAACAAUGGAGGCGCUGCAGUAAAUGGGGACAAGGUUCCGAAAGUGGCCGCUGCAGGGCAGCUGCCGCCACCGUCGCCUACCAAGAACGGCAGUCCGCACAAGACGGUCACGCUGGUCGAGAAUGCGAAACCAAUCGAUGCGAUCGAUAAGAACGGCAUCCAGAUGGUGGAAGAGCUUAAGAAGCAACUCCGCGAGAAGGACCUGGCCCUGACGGAUACCCGGCUGGAGUGGCUCAGCUCAAAAUCGCAGGUCGAGCUCAUGCAGGACAUGAUGGACAAGAUGCACCAGGAGAUGAUGGCGCUCAAGCAGAACAAUGAAAGACUGGAACGGAUGGCGAGGACGCGGUCCCUCGCUGGGUCGGAGGUUUCCCUGGGGCCGGUCAGCCCAAGUGGGUCCAUGGGCGAACCCCGGCGGUAUAGCCUGGCCACGGACAACGGAAUGUCCCGUCCUCCCCUAGACCUGCCCCAGAAUUUGGACGAGACGGAAGAGGACAACAUCCCGCCGGCACCGGCGCCGGAACCUCCACCAGCUCCCCUCAGUCCGGCAAUUAUCGCCAAACUGUCCCCGACGAUCGAGCGGGCCGCCCUCGUCAACGAGAUUCUGACGACUCCGGCGGAAGACGUGGCCGAUCCGGUGGACGGCAAGAAGAUCGCCAUCGCGGUCUACCUCGGCCAGGCCGAGUCCUUCGUCCGGUACGCCGAAGAAAUGAACGAAUGUGAUAACAGCUACUGCCAAUCCGGCGACGAGCCGUCGGAAAAGUCAGCGACCGAGAACGGCGACAAGAGUCGAAAGUCUUUCUCGGGCGCCUCCCCGCCCGGAGAUGGAAACUCUAGUCCGAACGAGUUCACCAUCGCGUACACGUACAUCUCCGGCAAAACGACCUGGCAGAACCUGGACUACAUCGUCCGGAAGACCUUCAAGGACUACCUGGGCAAGAUCGACCCCGGAACGAACCUCGGGCUCAACACGGACUCCAUCACCUCGUACCACCUCGGAGAAGCGAAGCGAGGCCCCGAGAUGGGCUUCCCGGAACUCCUUCCCUGCGGCUACAUCAUCGGCAACGUCCGCUCCCUCUACAUCUGCCUCCAGGGCGUCGGUAGCCUCGCCUUCGAGAGUCUCAUCUUGCGGAACAUUGUCCACCGGUACAUCUCGCUCCUGACCGAGCACCGCCGGUUAAUUCUGUGCGGUCCCAGCGGCACCGGCAAGUCCUACCUGGCCCGAAAGCUGGCCGAAUUCCUGGUCGCCCGUUCCGGCCGUGACAACCCGGCCGAGGCGAUCGCCACCUUCAACGUUGACCACAAGUCCUCCAAGGAGCUGCAGCAGUACCUCGGACACAUCGCCGAGCAGGCCUCGAUGUCGGAGGGAGCGGUGGAGGAGCUGCCGGCUGUGAUAAUCCUCGACAAUCUGCACCAUGCGUCCGCGCUGGGCGAUGUGUUUUCGUGCCUGCUGAGCGCGACGGCGGCCAAGCUGCCGUGCAUCAUUGGGACGAUGUCGCAGGCGACGUGCAACACGACGAACCUGCAGCUGCACCAUAACUUCCGAUGGGUCCUCACCGCGAACCACAUGGAACCGGUGAAGGGUUUCCUCGGCCGGUACCUGCGUCGAAAACUCUUCACACUGGAACUAUCCUCCGGCACCGUUCAACCCCAGCUCGAGAAGGUCCUGCGGUGGCUCCCGACGGUGUGGCAGCACAUCAACAGCUUCCUCGAGACGCACAACUCGAGCGACGUCACGAUCGGCCCGCGGCUGUUCCUGUCCUGCCCGAUGAACCUGCAGGACUCGCAGGUUUGGUUCACCGACGUCUGGAACUACCACUUGGCGCCUUACCUGAUGGAAGCGGUGCGGGAGGGGGUGCAGCUUUACGGGCGGAGGGGCGGAACCUGGGUCGAUCCGUGCUCGUUCGUGCGGGAGACGUACCCGUGGCCGGUGGGGCCGACGACGGUGCCCCAGCUGAGGCAGAUUACGGCGGACGAUGUGGGGUUGGAGGCGAGCGCGCCGGCCAACUCCGAGAACCAGGAUCCGCUGCUGAACAUGCUGAUGAGGCUACAGGAAGCGGCCAAUUACAACGGGAACCAGGAACCGGACUCGGACUGCGCCAGUUUGGAUUCAAACAUGACGCAUGACAGUUCGGCGGGGGCGGAUUAGGGCGGAAGCGCGCAGUAGGCUACUUUGAUUGGGGUGUGCAAAUUGGGUGGAAUGAAAUUGUUUCGAAAUUUAAUCGAGCUCGAUGUAAAUUCCAAAUUAUUAAUUCAUCCAACAAUUUGGAGAACAGCAAAAAAACAAAAAAAAUGCCCGAUUUAAAGCACCACAAACUCAUUAUCGCGUCCCGCGAAACUGACCAGGUGAGAACGCACGGCGCAAAGCGCCGUUCAAUUAUUAAUUCAUCAUUGCGUUACGCUGCGAAGGUGUCACAAUGUGCACACACGCAAAAAAAAAUGAAACCAGCAAUGAAAUAAAAAUUAAUUUUGAUCCAAUAUCUGUCAAGAAC
Culex quinquefasciatus (southern house mosquito) is the source of this 5447-nucleotide messenger RNA. RefSeq names its product protein sickie (gene sick). NCBI's taxonomy places the organism in Eukaryota, Metazoa, Arthropoda, Insecta, Diptera, Culicidae. Gene Ontology annotation, biological process: nervous system development; neurogenesis. The record is from RefSeq and is a predicted model, not a curated record. Gene Ontology annotation, molecular function: ATP binding; ATP hydrolysis activity. The transcript is spliced from 13 exons. Bases 1022 to 5104 code for a protein of 1360 amino acids.